UCCAAAGUUUCCAAGGAACCUGAUGUGAGACUUGGCGAAUGCCCCAGCCCGAGACGGAGAGAUGGAACCUCAAAACCACCUCACACUUGGUCUUCUGCUCUGCCUUCUGCUUUCCGGUGUCAUCGACGGACUCUUCAAGCAGUGGAUACCCAACACCAACUUUGAAACCGGAUCCAACUGGGACCGCAACCAGACCCCGUGUGUGGGAGCCACGGCCCGGUUCGAGGCCCAGGAGGAGGUGUCGGUCUACGUGCGGCAGGUCCACCGGCUGGCAGAUGUGUACCUGCCUUUGGAUGCAGAAUUCAUCCUGGGACCUGGCGCCGGAUUUGGAGCAUUCGAUGGAGAAUUUGAUCCGGGCUGCGACCCAGGCUCGGUGGCUCGGUUCCUGGGGGCGGGACGGCACAGCUGGUUGGAUCCCACGCUUUGGCUCUCGGCCUCCAGUCUGGACGACCUGGAGCAAGGUCCCCAUCUCUUCUCCGUGGACGAGGAGCGGAUCCCGUGUCGUCACGACGAUGUGAUUUUCCCCGCCGAAACCUCCUUCCGGGUGGACGUGGGCUCGGCGGGACGGACCAUCGAGGUCAGGAGCGUUUCGAUCCUGGGUCAGAAGUUCACCCGGGAGGAAGACCUGAGCGAGUACCUGGGGACCAGCUCUGGGAGACUGCAGUUCUGGGGAGGCGGGUCCCUGCGCGUGGAUCCCACCCCCUGCUCCGACCCGUCCGGCUGCCUGUGCGGGAACACCGAGCUUCGCCCCCAGAUCUGUGCGGCCCUACUCCAAUCCAAUGCUGGGGGUCCCUGCCCUCGACUCAGCUGCCAGGUGCCUCUGAUGCCAGUGGGCCAGUGCUGCGAGAUGUGUGGUGCUGUGCUCACCCUGGAGUACACAACGGAUUUUGACCUGGAGAGAUACCGGGCCCGCCUCCUCCACACCUUCCUGAACCUGCCGCAGCACGCCGGGGUGCAGAUGGCCAUCUCCAAGGUGCAGAGACCCCCUGCCACGCUGGAGCCCCGCAGCCACCAGCCAGAGCCCGAGAUCCAGAUCGUGCUAGCGGACGCCCUCGUCGGGCCAGAGGCGGGCCGAGCGGCCGAGCGGCUAGGCCAGGAUCUCCUGGGAGACAUCGCCCAGCACGGGGAGGCCUUCGGGAUCGCGUCCGGGCAGGCGCAGACUUCUUCGGGCAGCCAGAUGGCUGAGGGGCACAGGGCCCGCCCGGCGGGACUGGUGGCCGGGAUCUCGGCGGGGCUGCUCCUGGGCCUGCUGCUUGUCGGGGGCGGCCUGCUCCUGCUGCUGCAGAGGAAGGGGCUGAUCAGGAUCCCGAGCCUGCCCACCUCUAUGGCCUGGGGCCGCCGGGCCUCUACCCUGGCAGAUACUGUGGUUAAAGGCUUCGACAACCCAAUGUUUGACACGCCACCGCUGGCCGUGUCAGAACUGGAUCCGGUCUCCCAGGAGCCUCAGGGGGCAAGGGAGAGCGGCUGCUACUUUGUUAACCCUGUGUUUGAUGUCACAGAGCUAGAAGUGUAAGGGAGAGGACCAGUCUUCAGUCACAACAGGCUCCCACCCCACUCCGAAAAUCGAGGCCCAGAGAAGUGAAGCGGCUUGCCCAAGGUCACCCAGCAGCAGUUAGGAUAAGUCUCUUGACUCCCAAGCACUUGCUCUUUCUGUAGGCCACAUUUUCCAUACCCUUCAGCACAGCAACCGCAAACCUAGUCACUGUUCAGUGGAGGGAAGAUGGGGGGGUGGGGAGGGGGAAGAGGUGAAGGGAGAAGAGCAUUGGAGGC
Molecule: messenger RNA, 1770 nt
Organism: Ornithorhynchus anatinus (platypus)
Lineage: Eukaryota; Metazoa; Chordata; Mammalia; Monotremata; Ornithorhynchidae
Gene: AMN
Product: amnion associated transmembrane protein
Exons: 13
Coding region: 62-1513 (483 amino acids)
Biological process (GO): receptor-mediated endocytosis; intracellular protein localization
Cellular component (GO): endocytic vesicle; apical plasma membrane
Source: RefSeq, a predicted model, not a curated record